Penicillium brevicompactum is the source of this 819-nucleotide messenger RNA. RefSeq names its product enoyl-CoA hydratase/isomerase family protein. Lineage: Eukaryota; Fungi; Ascomycota; Eurotiomycetes; Eurotiales; Aspergillaceae. The transcript has a single exon. The coding region runs from base 1 to 819 and encodes 272 amino acids. The record is from RefSeq and is a predicted model, not a curated record.
AUGAUGACCAACGUACACCAAAUUACUACUGACUCCUCGGAGGAAGGAAUAUCGGUGAUUACUAUCAAUCGACCUCAGAGGAAGAACGCUGUUGACUCCCUGACGGCGGAAUUGCUCUACCACGCCAUCCUCGGCUUCGAAGAUGACCCCAAACAAAAAGUAUGCGUGCUAGUCGGCGCGGGUGGUACUUUCUGCGCAGGCGCCGAUCUCCAUGGUGUUGCGCAAGCGAAUCAUGACAAGCCCGCCGCCAACCUUCAGCCUGUUGAUGGGCGUAACUUGGGCCCCAUGGGCCCCUCCAGGAUGAUGGUGAAGAAGCCAGUCAUAUGUGCUAUCUCUGGAUACGCUGUUGCCGGAGGUCUAGAGUUAAGCCUGCUCGCCGAUAUGCGUGUCGUCGAAGAAGAUGCAGUCUUUGGUGUCUUCUGUCGACGAUGGGGAGUUCCUUUGAUUGACGGAGGAACGGUCCGCCUGCAAGCCAUUGUUGGGCUUGGCCGUGCGCUGGAUAUGAUAUUGACUGGACGGCCCGUUGGAGCUCAGGAGGCAUUGGCCAUGGGCCUGGCAAGCCGAGUGGUGCCCAAAGGGGAAUCAUUGAAGGAGGCUAUCACGUUGGCGAAGCAACUGAUCGCCUUCCCUGAGCUCUGUCUGAAUACGGAUCGCCAAUCCUGCUACUACAGUGCUUACGAUGCAUCCUCAUUUGACGAUGCCAUGAAGCAGGAAUUCAAUACUGGACAAAAGGUCAUUUCAAAGGAAGCCAUUGCAGGCGCCGCCAGGUUCAGCGGAGGCUCUGGCAGACAUGGCAAGUUUGAUAACAGCAAAAUGUGA